CCCCGCCCCGCCCCGCAAUCAAGACCCCCGCCGCUGCCCCGAUCCGAUCCCCUCCCUCUCCCCCUCCCACCACCGCCGACGCGGAGACGGCGCCGCCAAAACCCAAGCUAGGAGCGAGAGAUUCCGAUCCUCCAUAAGCGCGCGCGCGCGGGCGCCAUGGAGCCGGUGGCCCGGAAGCGCAAGGGCGCGCCGCCGGCGUGCUCCGCCGCGAGGUCCCUCCAAGAUUUGGCCUCCCGGAAGCGCGCCUGCCGCGGUUCCGAACCGCAGCAGUCCCCGCGCCGCGCCGACGCGGCGGACCCAGCCGUGGUGAUGACGGCCCCCGCGGCGAGCGGCGCGUCGGCGUCGGCGAGGGCCUUCCUCCCGGGGCGCGGGCUGAAGCGGAAGGUGGGCUGCAUCGACAGCGCCACGCGGAUCGGGCGGCGGAAGCGGCUGGAGAGCGAGUACGACCUCGGCGAGGAGAUCGGGCACGGCAAGUUCGGGUCCGUCCGCGUCUGCCGCCCCAAGGCCGCCGGGCCCGCCGCCCGGGGCGGCGAGGACGAGUUCGCCUGCAAGGCGCUGCCCAAGAACGCCGGGGACACGGCGCACCGCGAGGUGGAGAUCAUGCAGCACCUCUCGGGCCACCCGGGCGUCGUCACGCUCAGGGCCGUCUUCGAGGACGCCGACGCAUUCUACCUCGUCAUGGAGCUCUGCCACGGCGGACGGCUCCUCGAUGAGGUGGCCAGGGAGGGGAAGCUCUCGGAGCGACGCGCCGCCAAUGUGAUCAAGGAGCUCAUGGCCGUCCUCAAGUACUGCCACGAGAUGGGCGUCGUGCAUAGGGACGUCAAGCCGGAGAAUGUUCUGCUCACCAAGGCUGGAAAAUUGAAGCUUGCAGAUUUUGGAUUGGCCGUGCGAGUUGCUGAUGGUCAGCAAUUGAUUGGUGUUGCUGGCAGUCCCGCGUAUGUGGCACCUGAGGUUCUACUAGGAAAUUACUCGCAAAAAGUAGAUAUAUGGGCUGCCGGGGUGCUUCUGCAUGUUCUAUUGAUGGGCACUCUUCCUUUCCAAGGAAACUCAGUCGAAGCUAUCUUUGAUGCUAUAAAGACUGUGGACCUUGAUUUUCACAGCAGUCAGUGGGCAUCAGUGUCACAUCUUGCUCGCGAUCUCAUUGGCCGAAUGCUAACUCGUGAUGUCUCUUCAAGACCCGACGCCGAAGAUGUUCUCCGGCACCCCUGGGUCUUAUUCUACACUGAAUCCCCGCAGAAAGCUGAAUUCUCUAACCUAUGGGGUACUAACAAGACUGCAACUCCCAUGAUCCAUCGGGAGAGAGUUAGGUUUGAUUACUGUGAGUCUUCAUCUUCAGAAUCCUCAAGUGACAACUCUGAAGAGCAAGAUGAAUGCGGUAUAGUUGACGCACUGGCGACAGCAAUAACACAGGUGAGGAUAUCAGAGCCCAAGAGGAGCCGGCUGUUCAGCCCAGCCAACGGGCUGUUGCCUCCAAGCAGGAACACUCUCCGAACAUGAAGAGGAAUCCGUGUGUGGCUUUCUGACUUGACCUACCUAGCCCUCUUGCUUGUAUAUACGAGCUCUGUGAUUUUGUAGAUGUAAAAAAUUGUUUUGUUUGCCGUGGUUGAUGUUUUGCAAUUGUAGCUCGCUGAGGCUCUAAUCCUUUGUAAAUAUAUCCACUGUUGUCAUCGUUUUUCUUUACAUCGAUGACACUGUAAUUGAUUCGUUUUAGUUUUGUUUC
Sorghum bicolor (sorghum) is the source of this 1720-nucleotide messenger RNA. Its product is annotated as serine/threonine-protein kinase PEPKR2. Gene Ontology annotation, molecular function: calcium/calmodulin-dependent protein kinase activity; calmodulin binding; ATP binding. Bases 157 to 1497 code for a protein of 446 amino acids. Lineage: Eukaryota; Viridiplantae; Streptophyta; Magnoliopsida; Poales; Poaceae. Gene Ontology annotation, biological process: peptidyl-serine phosphorylation; intracellular signal transduction; protein autophosphorylation. Gene Ontology annotation, cellular component: nucleus; cytoplasm. The transcript has 3 exons. The record is from RefSeq and is a predicted model, not a curated record.